UCCACGCUCAUCACGCUCCAUUUGGUCUAACCAAUGGACAUCCACCACCCUGUGCCACAUGGGAGGCACUCCCAGUCCUGUCCCAUUGUGUCAGGUCCCGUGCGGCGCCGUCCCGUCCGUGCCUGGUCUAUUAUCCACCACCCUGUGCCACAUGGGUGGCACUCCCAGUCCUGUCCCAUUGUGUCAGGUCCCGUGCGGCGUCGCCCCGUCCGUGCCUGGUCUACUAUCCACCACCCUGUGCCACAUGGGUGGCACUCCCAGUCCUGUCCCAUUGUGUCAGGUCCCGUGCGGCGUCGCCCCGUCCGUGCCUGGUCUAUUAUCCACCACCCUGUGCCACAUGGGUGGCACUCCCAGUCCUGUCCCAUUGUGUCAGGUCCCGUGCGGCGUCGCCCCGUCCGUGCCUGGUCUAUUAUCCACCACCCUGUGCCACAUGGGAGGCACUCCCAGUCCUGUCCCAUUGUGUCAGGUCCCGUGCGGCGUCGUCCCGUCCGCCCUUGGUCUAUUAUCCACCACCCUGUGCCACAUGGGUGGCACUCCCAGUCCUGUCCCAUUGUGUCAGGUCCCGUGCGGCGUCGUCCCGUCCGCCCUUGGUCUAUUAUCCACCACCCUGUGCCACAUGGGUGGCACUCCCAGUCCUGUCCCAUUGUGUCAGGUCCCGUGCGGCGUCGUCCCGUCCGCCCUUGGUCUAUUCCAAUCUUGCUCGGUCCCGUCCACGCUCAUCACGCUCCAUUCGGCGCCAUCCUGGACAGGAAGGGGCCGUGUGGUCCCUCUCCGCCCUUCAUGAUUUCUGCCAGUGACGUCCGGGCCCGUUUCGUGCCAUCCGGUACGUCUGGUGCCAUCCGGUCCCGUCUGGUCUCACCACGCUCCAUCCGGUUCCGUCCGAUCGCGUCCGGUCCAGUUCGGCUCUGUCCGAUCCCAUCUGGUUCCACUUCGUCCUCUCGGUUCCGUGCGGAACCCUUGCCGGGUUGGCAGUGGUUUUUGUUUUUGCGACAUCGUCAUACAGUCAGCUAAAAGCGUCUUAGGUCUUCAUCUUUACAAAAUCAACGGAAAGCUCUAUCGCAGGAUCACGCGUCGGUUGAUUUGAUCCGGCUGGGGGACAGAUGUGUGGCAAAGCGUAGUUCAUUGUUAAUACAUGGUUAAUGCGCGUAAACGAAGGUGCUAGAAGCAUUCAAAAAUGCCUUAUGUAUCCUCUGAUGUCGUUUGUUAUUUAUUUAUACCGUUUCAGGAUGUGAGGCCUGCGUCUGCGAUGCCCACACGGCGUCAUUGCACCAAACCAAAGCCCAGUCAGAAUUGCUUUUUCAUUUGCCAAAAAUAUGGUAAUUCUUCACAUCGUUGAUCGCCUUAAGCUGUCAUUCACUUUCUCUGCUUUGAAUCUGCAUCAUUCAGGUCAAAUGACUUCAUUUCUCCAACGACUUAAAGGAUUUCUGACUUGUUCCAGUUCUUUUGUUUUCUUGGCUUUUACGCCACUCUUUAAAAAUUCCUUGCCAUUAUACCGUUAUUUAAUAAAAAAAACUUGCAUGUUGACAUGGCAUGUGCAUCAACUUCUACACACUAUCCUCUAACACAUUCACAGUCGCUUUGGCCGUGAAAGUUAGUAUAGCCAUAGCCAUAACACCUGUGGUCACAUUCUCUGCCUAUGAUGAUGCAUAAAUUAUGCACUAGGUUGUGUUAGGAUGGGGCACUUUGUUUAAGCAAAAAGUUGCGAUGACAUAUGGCUGUCGAAAGAUCUUUCGGGAUCUAUGAUGUUGUAUUUUGGUAUCAUGGAUCUGAGUUUAAAUUUUGUCGAAGGAACUUCUGGGAUCCAAGAUCUUUUGUGAAAACUUGUCGAAUUAUCUUCUGGAAUCUUGGAUCUGGAGACUUUUUCAAGCGAUCUUCUCGAUUUUGGACCUUUCUCAUGUCUUCCAGGCACAUGUCUGCAUGGCAGCACUGGGAAAAUUUCCCCAGCUAACGUUGAAUACGUUGGACAUGUUCUGAAUCCAAAAGCGUGGCAUGUCAGCUUAUCUAACAGAGCUAUCACCAGCAGCGUAGCAAGCCUUGCGCCCAGGAGGAAAACAAUACGGGCAAAGGGCGCCCACUUCGUCGAAAAAGGGGUCCCGUUUUUAUCCGUGAUUCCACUUUCAUGCCUCCACGGUCCGUUUUUGAUGUUCUAGAAGGUCUACGGGAGUUGUUUACACCCAAAAUUCUUAGGGCCUUCAAACCCAGGGGGCUUCGCUACCUCCAUGGGGGGGGGGGGGCAUGCUCUCUCCACUGGCGACUAACUGACCAUGACUGCAUGAUGGCGUUUACCUUUUUAUCUCGUCCGCCAUUUUUGCUCCGCUUAGCUUUGUCGCGGUUAAACGAGGGCAGUGGCAAAUUCUGACCUUAGCUCGGUCUUUACCCACUGUGUCCAAUUAGUCUGUUUCAGAUAUUUAUGUUACCAUUUGUCUUCAAAAUUGACCGUAUGCAUCAGAAAGCAGCACUUUUAUGCGUUUUGUUCCGUGCAUUAAGUGACUGAGCAUGGAAGGUUACUUAUACACGAAUGGGUCAGGCCGGAUAACAUUAGAUUUCUCACAUAACCCACCGUCAAUGGCCCCUCUUCAAUGGCCUCUGGCCUUGAUCAUCUGGCUACAGCUCAGUUAGAGAGAGCAAAGCGUUGCGCGGUGCCCAGCCCCUUUAUCUGGCGCGCGAGCGAGUGCUGCCGCCGGGUGAGGGCUACCAUGUCUGCGACGGGCAACGCCGUCCAAAAUAAUCGGACGCAGUAAAAAAAAAAACGAUCACGUAGGGAGUCACCACAGACGUCACGCAUACAUUACAUUUGGGGACUAAAGAGCAGCACGCGUGGCACACCAGACAGUUGGCACCGACCGGGCGAGGUGUCGCUUGCGGUGCAAACCUGGCUGGCGACGCGGACGGGUUAUCAGGCGGCGAUAACAGACGACACCGAUAGCCAGGGAUUGGACCCCAGUCUAAACAGCAUGACAUGUGACUUUGGUGUGUGUGGGAUGACUAAGAGAUCUCAUAAUAUGGUAAAAUCCUUUACCUUGUUAUGCUAUGGUCACCAUCAAUACAUGUGCAGUUGAUGGUGAUCAUUGCAUUGCGGUCACUAUCAACUCCCAGACGCAUACGUGGGAACUGAUGGUGACCAAAAUGAUCGGCAUCAAUUUUUCCAUUUACGAUAUGCUUUCCUACCCUGCCAAAUGACACACAAUGAAAGACAAGUCGACGACUGACCGUAGUCGGAUUGUGGUAUCCUUUCGGUGCCACAGAAUGGCCCAACAUAAGUAAGCACGCUAUUUUUAAUCUCUAAAAGCAGAGGUGCGAUGCGCACUACAUCUGAAGGCUCUUGUGAACCAGAAUCGUGGCCAAGUAUGAGACGGUUGGGUCCGGGGCAUCCUUGGAUUUUUCAACCAGUAUAUACACAGAAGUAGGGAUGCCGUUCAUACAGUGGUUACUUUUGUAUGUUACGCCUUUCACAGGAUAUUUUCAUGUACAAGGGCAUAAUAAACACGAAUUUAAGCCAUCAGUUGGACCCAUCCACAUAGAACGAAGGUCUUAAAGUCUUCAACUAUUCAUCAACCAUGGCUCGUUGCGGCUGUAAAGAGAUUCAAAUGGGGAUUGCAGCCCACCUUCCGGGUGGACUGCAAUCACACUAUGAGAGAAAUGAUUGGGCUACACUCCUUUUUAAGCAAGAUUUUGUCCACCCAUCAUUUUCCAUCAAUUGGGUUCUUACCAGCUAACCACAGCCACUGCAUCUACCUAUGGCACCAGACAAGUGAAAGCAAUGCCAGACUCGACACUCCAUCAUAAGCGGCAAGUCUGAGCACGUCUGAUCAACUGUCCAGGCCUGCCCUCUCGCAUCGGUCAUCCCCGGCACGCUAAUACCUCCGUCCACCGAGCCGCGAUUACAGGGGUAGAGCGGGCGGCAGGGGCCUGCAAGCGGCCUUUCUUAUGGGCCAACGACCUCCAUUCUGCCACCCUUCAGGGGAGGAGCGGCCAAACACAAUGGGUGCGUUUACGGGACACUGCACAUGGAAUGUGCAUCCUUCCAAACAGAAGUGCUUCGGUUUGAGCUGUCACGAGGAGCGCACUAGCGCGCGCGUCCUGGUUGGCUGACAGUAAACAUUGGGAUAGCAUCUUGCCGCGCAUUUUGCAGCGCAAUCAACUGGGCGACCCAACAUUUUUUCUGCUCAUUGCAUACAUUCGAAACCCUAUAUUCGAUUCGGACCAUUUCAUUCAAGCUCUUCUUUGCCGAUUGUAAUGAUUUACACAUAUUACACAACUGUGUAAUCGAGAACCAGCGAUAACAUGACUAUUCCAUUGCAAGCUAUGUUAAGGACGGAGAUAUAAGAUACCUCUAACCAUAUUAUGCAUGGUCUGGUAAUGUAACUUGCUCAGCAAUAAUAGAUGCAUGUUCAAGCCGCAGCGCCAUUUUUCCGGGUUCAUCUAACACGCGUUCAGGUGGGGUCAAUUUGCCCCCCCCCCCCCGAAGGUUUUUUCAGAAUGGUUUCCGAACGGUGCGGCAUAACCGCGCAAAAUUUUAGAAGCUGCAGACAACUGAAUAGCGGGUCGUGUGGUGUUAAAAAAAUAGAUUUACUAUAUAAGGUCGCUGCCUGCGGCAGGUCGUCACCAUGGACUCAGCGAGGUCACUUUCCAGGAAAUCGUUCAAUCUGCUGCAACAAUGAAGUGUUAGACGUGGUCAUACGUCUCCGAAAUACUUUCUUCCGCAACACAACAAUUAAAUGAACAAGUUUCAUUGGCCUAGGGUCAGGUAUGAGGGUCAGAGCAAGAUCAAACCAACAUGUUUUAUCCCUCUGAGGCUUGCUGUAUGGAG
Messenger RNA from Pollicipes pollicipes, 4810 nucleotides. RefSeq lists its product as uncharacterized. Bases 34 to 1011 code for a protein of 325 amino acids. The record is from RefSeq and is a predicted model, not a curated record. NCBI's taxonomy places the organism in Eukaryota, Metazoa, Arthropoda, Thecostraca, Pollicipedomorpha, Pollicipedidae. The transcript is spliced from 2 exons.